Molecule: messenger RNA, 2627 nt
Organism: Vitis vinifera (wine grape)
Lineage: Eukaryota; Viridiplantae; Streptophyta; Magnoliopsida; Vitales; Vitaceae
Product: cytochrome P450 81Q32-like
Exons: 2
Coding region: 1434-2090 (218 amino acids)
Molecular function (GO): iron ion binding; oxidoreductase activity, acting on paired donors, with incorporation or reduction of molecular oxygen; heme binding
Source: RefSeq, a predicted model, not a curated record
UGUGUAUUUUAAAAUUAUAUAUUUAACUCACGACACACGUUUAAUAAUUUUCCCAAUUGAAUAACGAAUAAUUUAGGACCAACCCACAAAAUAAAGAAACAUAAAGAUUCAUUAAUUCAAAACUUCUAAAUUUGGAUGAUUUCAACUUUUGCACUAACUUUUUUUAUUAGAACGAGGGCAUAUGUUGAACGAGCUAUGAGACUGACCUUACGUUGUGAACUAACAAGGCACUAUUCAAAAUCGGUGCUUCUGGGAUAUUUAGAGGAAGUGGUUAGCUCGGUUAGAAAUGGUCACCAUGCUAGUGGUUGAUUGAUGCUCGGAUGCCCAUACCUCAUUAUGAAAUGCAAGAUAAUAAUUAUGGUUCUUUGAUUUGAGAAUAUGAUUUUACACAAUAUUCCAUGAUUAUGAAAAUACUAUUAAAUCAUAUUUAAUGCUCAUCAUAUAAUGCUUGUAGUGUUUAUCGAUAAACUUCCUUCUUCAAAAUGAUCGAUUAAUUCCUUGACUCUCCACCCCCUUAGUAGUUGGCCCUUUUCGGUGCUUAUUUUUGCUUUUCAUUUCCAGAUGUCAGCCAGUCUUUAUCUUUAUAGCUUUCCCCCAAUUCUCCCCAUGUGGAUCUUAAUAGGGGAAUUGAAAACUAGAGUAUUGGUUGGACUUUUUUUCCAAGAGAUUUAGUGGGCAUACCAUGGUGAGGAUAUUUGCCCCAAUUCUGAGAGUGACCAUUACUUUGCUAUCUAUAUCAUCCCUUAGUCUUUUUUUUUUUCACUUUCCUGUUUUUCUCCCCAUGCUUCCAUACCUACCCUUUCAUAACUUCUGUUAGUGAUAUCAUGUGGAUAGCGUUUUCAUAGCUUCCUUUAGUGAUAUUGUGGGUAGCUUCCUAAUGAUAUAUUGGGCUUUCAUCAUUUUAUACGAAAACUAAUUAAUAUUCAAUAAGAAUUAAUCAAACUUUUUAUCAUAUUCGACAUCAUUCCAUAUGAACUUAUUCUAAGAGUCAUCAUUUGGGUGAUCCAUUCCCAUGCUUAAGAGUGAUAUUCUUGCACACCAACAAAUAUCAAGUUGGUUUAAUAAUUUCAAGUCCCACCUCUGGUUAAGGUUUUCUUUUGUGUUUUUCUCUUCUAUUUCUUUAACAGUACUUCUAUUAUAUUUAGGCUUGUCUAAUUACUUUGGUGUUAGACAAGCAAGUGAACUAGUUUUGGCUGUUUUUUCUUUUUGGGGUUUUUUUUAUUCACCCAUUCUUGUGCUGUUGAGUGUUGACUCAUCUUCACGUAACAGCUGAGAUCAUCUGGGAGGUAUUAUAAUGUAAUGGCUGCACUCGUGCUUCUGCGCCAUUAGAGCAUCGAAUCAUCCUCUUCAAAAUUUCUCUUGUUUGCCAGUUUCAAACCAGUGCACAAAGCAAAGCGUGAAAAGCAAGACGAAAGGAAAAAUUCGAAUAGUAGAUGAUGAUAUGGAUAUGGAUGAUUUUCUGGAGGAACCUCCGCCGCUUCGCUGCUCUCAAAAUUUUCUCGUCCAGGCGCCUUCAGAUGUCUUCAAAUAUUCGAAUGGAGGAAAUUCGAUUUCUGACCAAACAGUUGUUCAAGUCCUCGAUCAAAGGGAUUGAGAAAGUGGAAAUCAAGUCGGCCUUUAAUAUAUUAGCUUUUAAUAUCAUAAUGAAGAUGCUUACAGGAAACAGGUAUUUCGAAGAUGAUGACCUGAACUCAGAUGAAACUAGGCAUAGAUUGGAUGACAUUAAGCAGACCUUCAGUCCCUCCAGGCAGGUGGGUCUGGGAGGCUUUCCAUUCCUGAGGUGGUGUACUUUUCGUGAGGCCAGGCAGAUGAAGAAAUUAUAUAGAAAGAGGGAUUUAUUCUUGAAGGCCAUGAUUGAUGCACGUCGAAACAUUAGAUCUUCUUCUUCUAUUAUUCAUGGGGAGAGGAGGUCAAUAAUCAUAGAUACUAUGUUAUCUCUGCAAGAAUUGGAACCUGAAUUCUACACUGACGAUAUCAUCAAGGGAAUGAUAAUGGUGAUGCUGAUAGCAGGGACAGAUGCAUCAGCUUCAACUUUGGAAUCGGCUAUAUCGCUCUUAGUAUCACAUCCUGAUCCAUUGUGUUAUGAAUGAAACACUAAGAUUAGGUCCUGUGGGGCAAUUCAUACCUCCCCGGGACGCAUCAGAUGAUUGUGUAAUAGAGGUUUCGACAUCCCACGAGGAACGAUGUUGUUGGUGGAUUCUUGGGCCUUGCACAAGGACCCCCAGCUGUGGGAAGAUCCCACAAUGUUCGAGCCAGAAAGAUUUGAAGGGCCCCAAUCUGAGAAGGGCGGGUUAAAGUUCACGCCAUUUGGCUUAGGUAGAAGGCAGUGCCCUGGUGCAGGUUUGGCAAUGAGGCUAAUAGUAUUGUCAUUGGGCACUCUCAUUCAGUGCUUUGACUGGGAAGCGGUUGAGAAGGCUGGGUCUGAGGCGAGCGUGUCUAGCGAGUUCAUGUUUGCACCUAGAAAAACUUCAAUUCAUGUACUUUCUCAGCUGUAAACUAUUCCUGAGAUGCUUGACUAGCUAUUGUUCCGAUGGUUUUAAUUGCAUGAUUUGUAGCUUGUUUUAAUUCAGUUGCAACCAUAUAUAUUGUGUGUACGAAUGGGUGGUCAUGAUCCCAGUGAUUAUAUG